AGCUUAUCCUCGUUAUACUGGUUACAGCAAUCAACCUUGCAUUUGUCCGCUCGAUGCCCCAAAAUGUUAACGUUCCAUCUCGCAAAAACUGCACGAAAUGGGAAGAAGGUGUUUUAAGCAAAACAUUAAGGAGCCUUUGUACCCUGCAUGACCCAAAUAUUCGCUUGAUAACGGUGAAUGGAAGCUUACUGAAGACUCUGAGAAAGGAAAAGAAACUUACCCUCUACCACCCCCAGGCGCAGCGACUGCCCUACGGUAUGCCAAAUUUCAUCAGCAGACGAAAGAAAAGAGAGGUGCAGCUAUUCCGUCUUUGUGAAGAAUCUCUCGGGGGCAUCUUCGUUCUUGUUGAUGAUCAAGAGAACCUUGUUUACGAGAUACGAACCGUUCAAUGUGGAGAUGGCUGUUAUGUAGGGUCUGGAACAGUUCGAAUAGGGGAUUGCGUGACAAAGAAAAAAACAAUAGAGGUGUUGGUCUCGGAUGGUUGUAAUGGGCUGAAGCCCAAAGUGAUCGAAGUUGGGUGUAACUGUGAGUGCAUGAAGUAUCUACAGUUCCUUUAAAUCAUUUCUAUUUUGAUUUGAGCUCUGUUAAUUAUUUAUAUAUUGGCAAGCCCUUGUCACGUGGGCACUGAUUGCGUUACAGAGAAAAAUUAAACUAAAUUUGUAAUGGGCCUAAGUGGUCAAAGUUGGUUAUGACUGAAGAAUGAUUCAGUAUUUUCUAUUUGUGUCGAAUAACCUAAAAUCAAACGUUUCUUCUCGUACUUGCAUGCUAUGAACUUGAACAUGAAUUUAAUUUGAAAUUGAAUUUAAUAUGCACACAUAUUUACAAAUUCACGCUUACAAUUAGAGGGGAAAAGGAAAGAUAUGACAGCAAACAAGUGAUAGAAUUAUUUAGUGCGUAGUGAUGGUUAAAGUAGUUUUGCGCAUUUGAUCAUAUCCGUUGUGAAAAUUAUUUGAGCUCGUUAUAUCUUAAUUACGUUUAUUAUCUAUAAUACAUAAUAUGAUAAUACGCAGCAAUAUGAAAAAAAAAAUUGAUCCAUUCUCCAAAACGAUAUUUAUGGCCUGUUUCAAAAAGGUUAUUGAAGCCAAUUGAUGGUUUUCAACCAUUCCCAAGAAAAUUAAAUAACAAAAGACACGACGGCCAUGUUGGAGGAUAUAACAAAAGAAAUCAUUGACAAUUCUUUUGUUAAGUUCCUCCAACAUGGCAGCCGUGAAAACCAUCAAUAAAGGCGAUUUCACUAGACGGAAGGGAAUUAACACAAAUAAUUGAGGCCUUGUAAACAGUUUUGUCAACUACAAACAACAUUUGACAUCUCAACACUAACCUCAGUGUUCGUGACUAGAAUAGGGAGUAGAAACACAGGUCAUUUCAGCUAUUCUUGGGUCUUUGAAGGACCUAUCACAUAUAGCCUAUUGUCUAUCGCUUUUGUCUUCAACAGCCUUAUCACGGAUGAAUUAGAUAGGUAUUCACACCUAUUUCGAACAUCGUUGUCGCACCAAGAGCCUCAAGUAACAAGCCAAGGCUCCAGAGAACGUCGGUACUUUUAAUUAUAAUUGAUUUAUUCAUGGUUCAUGCAAGUGGCUAUAGCU
This is a messenger RNA of Actinia tenebrosa (Australian red waratah sea anemone), 1586 nucleotides long. RefSeq lists its product as uncharacterized. NCBI's taxonomy places the organism in Eukaryota, Metazoa, Cnidaria, Anthozoa, Actiniaria, Actiniidae. The record is from RefSeq and is a predicted model, not a curated record.